GCGCGUUCCCGUUUUCCGCUGCGCACAGAGAGAGAGAGAGAGAGAGAGAGAGAGGGAGGAGAGGGCUGCUCUUACUAGUGACAGAAAACGGCAGCGAGCACAUACAGUCUGGAGAGCAGCUGAUGCGACAAGAUGCUGAGCGUCGCCUUGCUGUGUGUGUGCGCCGUCGCCUUUGGACACGUCUCCGCUCGCUCCGACAGCGGCAAUUUUUUGGAUGAUAAGUGGCUCGCGGGGAGAUGGGAUAAAUUCAGAGAUGAGCCUGGAACAUGGACUCCAUCCAAGCCCUUCGAUCAAGGCCUUGAUCCAGCCAAGGACCCCUGUCUGAAGAUCAAAUGCAGUCGCCACAAGGUGUGUGUGGCCGAGGAUUAUAAGACUGCCACUUGUGUCAGCCAGAGGAGAGUUAGCUUUAAAGAUGCCAAUUUGUACCAGAGCCCAGGGUCAAAGUGCAAACCUUGCCCUGUGGUUCACCCCUCUCCUGUUUGUGGAACUGACGGCCACACCUACUCCACCAAGUGUAAGUUAGACUACCAGGCGUGUAUCACAGGAAAGAAGAUCGCUGUGAAGUGUCCUGGCAUGUGUCCUUGCCCCUCGCAGCCUGAGCAGAGCUCUGCAGAGAAGAAAGUGUGCAGUGAGUCGGACCUGAAGGAGGUGGUGAGUCGUCUGAGAGACUGGUUCAGAGUGCUGCAUGAGAAUGGCAACCACAAGAGAGUCAAGAUCCAGAAACCAGAGAAGAACAAGUUUGAGGUUGGGGCAUCACCUAUUUGUAAGGACCCUCUGGGCUGGAUGUUCUCCCGCUUGGACACAAACUUUGACCUGCAGCUGGACCAAUCAGAGAUCAAGAGCCUGGACCGGAACGAGCCAUGCUCUGAUGCGUUCUUCAAAUCCUGCGACACACAUGCAGACAAAGUUAUAACCAGCUCUGAGUGGUGCACAUGCUUCCAGAGGUACACAGAUUCCCCUUGUAAAGCAGAGCUGUCCAGUAUCAACAAAAAGCAAGCAGGGAAGAAGCUCCUUGGUCAGUAUCUGCCGUCCUGUGAUGAGGAAGGCUACUACCGGUCCCACCAGUGUCACAGCAGCAGCGGACAGUGCUGGUGUGUGGAUCGCUAUGGCAACGAGGUGGCUGGUUCACGCACCCAUGGUCCUGCAGACUGCGGUGUGAUUUUGGAGUCCUCUGGAGACCUCGGCAGUGGAGACUCACUCUUCACUGAUGAUGAUGAAGAUUCAUUUGUCCUCAACGACCAGACUGGGAUGGACGACGAGGAUGACGAAGAUGAGGAUGACGAUUACGACAACGACGAAUAUCUGUCGUAAUUAAAAAAAAAAAAAAAGAAAACAAAAAAGAGAAAAAAGAGAAAACUGUUUGUUUGGUCAAACUGCACGUUUCUAGGUGACUCCCCAGGCAGAUACUUAAUCGUACUAACAGCCUAUGGACUCCUCUCUGUGUAUUGUUUGUUCAUAAGUAAAAAAAAAAAAAAACAAGAAAAAAAAAACAAUAUUCCUGGCAAACGUUUAUGAUUUCUCUUUCUGUCUAAGUAUAAAAUAUGAUUGGUUAAUGGCACUUGUUCACUUGUGUGUCAGCCAAACAGAGAAUAUGACAAGGACUAUUCGACAACCAAUCCAGUGCUCUGGAUUUGGUUACUUGUGCAAAACCUCUCCCUUCAUUGGACAGUCCAUGUCUUCUAGUGUGUCCUGUCCUUGUGCAGCACUCAGAUGCCUGACUGUGUUGAUGCCUGAGGCGCGAUGUUAAAGAGAUUUCCCCUUAUUCAUUCCUUCAUCCUCUUCUUCUCCUCCCCCCUACCCAUUUACUCCUUAUCAAAUGUUCCUGUGUAUAGGUGGGAAGCUGAUGAUGUAGAUAAGAGAAUAUUGCACUCUUUAGGUUUCUUUUGAUCUUGAUUUGUAACUGUGACUGUAACUGUGUGGAAAAACAAGAUAAGAGUUAGACAUGCUUCAUUAGGAGAAUCAAGGCAAAAAAAAAAGCAAAAAACAAAAAAAAAGUGUGAAGACAUGACACAGAACCGACAUGCUAGCUGUUUUCACUGAGACACAAAUCAAGUCAAAUCAUCUCAAAAGGCUCAGCAACAAGGAAAGACAAAUUACUGCAUGGUCGGUGGUGUUAGGGGAAAAAUGUUAUUAUUAUCUAUUUUUCUAAUCCAUUGCUGGAUGAAUACAGAAGAUGAAACAGAUUUGUCGUAGCAUGUCUAAUACUGUGUGAUGUUGUUUCAGUCUGUAGAACCAGAGGCUAAACCUUUGUGGAACUCAAAACAUAAAGGAACUUGAGGUCGAACAUUUCCCUCAAGCUUGUACAGAUGAAACUACACUUAUAUAGUCAGAAACUGCUUAAGCCACAAAUCUCUCUGAUUAAAAUGUUUACUGACCUUUAAAUAUGACAGUGAGCUCAAAGAAAGCCUCAUCAGAGUUCAGAAAAAGACAUGCUGUUUUUAAAUUUUUCAGAUACAAGUCUUGGGCUUGAUGUGAUUUGAGCACACAGUAACAGAACAAAUCUCUUGCACAGUAAUAAAACCACAGAGCCAUGCAGACCUGUUGAUAAUGUCUGGCAGGGGAUAAAGGGUAAGGUGUGCCUUGUACUGGUAAGGACAGAUGGCAGUAGUAGUUGGAGAAGCAUGCUUACCGGUCUGACUUAAGCUCAUCAUCACACUGCAUAAGAGUGGCUUUACUGUCAAGCUCAGAUACUAGUUGAGGGUUUGGUAUGGCUUGGCUUUUGGGUCUCACUUAUGAUGGUGUUACAUAGGCCAUAUUUCAGAUUGUUUGAGUUGUUACUUAGGAUAGCUAGAAUGUAGAGAAGCACAGAGAUACUUAGCAGUUAAGUAAACACUUAGAUUCUGCUGGAUUUGAAAAUGUUUUAUAUAUUAGUACACUGGCUAGAAGAAGCUUUGGUUUAGACAGCUUUAUAUGAAAAAAGAUGAUCAUCUUACAGUGUUUUGCUUUUAUGUUGUUUCAAAGGCUUGAUUUGUACCCGACCUGCUCUAACUACUUAUAGUGUAUAUCUGCCAGGGUUGAAAACUGAAACUGAUCCCAGAUUUGUGUAUUCUUGAUAAGUCCUGUGACUGGUUAUGCAGACCUGGGACCUGCUGUACUAUAUUAAUUUUCAAUUAAUAAUCUGCCGUCUGGCUUCAUUUUAAAUCAAACAUCUGUUGAAAUUCCAUGUUAAGACCUGAAAAGUGCCAUUUAAAUGUCCAAUAGUCCUUUUAUCAUUAUUAUCACUGUUGUUUUAUUUUAUUUCUUUUUGCUCCCAUCGUUCCUUUUAACUUGGAAUUUCAAUUCACUUUACGAACUGGAAAACAUUUCAGUCUUAAAGUGUGCUGUUUCAUGAGUGUGAUGACAUGCAAAUCAUUUUAAUGACCUCAGACACUGUAGCCACUCUCAACCAAUCACACACUGUCAUCACAGCUCUGAUAGUGUUUAAAAGUUAUGAUACAGAUGCAUUUUUUACAGUGUAUGUAUGAUUUGCUGAAAUAAAAGCUAUAUUGACCAA
Messenger RNA from Toxotes jaculatrix (banded archerfish), 3493 nucleotides. It is a transcript of the gene spock3, whose product is annotated as SPARC (osteonectin), cwcv and kazal like domains proteoglycan 3. Bases 133 to 1311 code for a protein of 392 amino acids. Lineage: Eukaryota; Metazoa; Chordata; Actinopteri; Toxotidae. The record is from RefSeq and is a predicted model, not a curated record. Gene Ontology annotation, molecular function: calcium ion binding; protein binding. The transcript has 11 exons.